Passer domesticus (house sparrow) is the source of this 3306-nucleotide messenger RNA. RefSeq names its product FGFR1 oncogene partner 2 (gene FGFR1OP2). NCBI's taxonomy places the organism in Eukaryota, Metazoa, Chordata, Aves, Passeriformes, Passeridae. The coding region runs from base 437 to 1315 and encodes 292 amino acids. The record is from RefSeq and is a predicted model, not a curated record. The transcript has 4 exons. Gene Ontology annotation, biological process: response to wounding.
UUUUGUCUUGCAGCGCGCAGAGAGCAGGAGUGUGCCAGCAAAAGCCUCUCGGCUCACACUAUUUAUACAUUUUAAGAAACAGAAGCAUCAGUGAUCACGAACAGCAAGUUACGUAAUUUGCCUGUUAAUUAGUACUCAACCCCAUUUACUGGGCGUGUCUGUGGUUUCUCACGCUCAUUAGUGCAGAGCCGAAGGUCUCUCCAUUUGAGUCUGGAGGCUCUUUUUAGGAGGGUGUCGGUGGUUGCUACCGCCGGCAUUAACUUUCCCCCAGUUACUGCUGACUUCACUCUUGAUGGUUCUCAGCCACACAGCCCAGUCGUUUUGGGACUGUCUCCCUUUUUUCUUAAAAGAUUAGACAAGAAUACGAUCAUAGAAACACACAACGCCCUGGCCUGGGAGGGACCUUAUUAGCUCAUCCGGGUUCAUUCCCCCUGCCAUGUACAGGGACACCUUCCACUAUCCCAGGUUGCUCAGCGCUCCAUCCAACGGGGCCUUGGACAUUGUCAGGAAAAAGCCAGCCAUAGCUUCUCUGGGCACCCUGCGCCAGGGCCCCAGCACGCUCACAGGAAAGAAUUUUUUCCCAAUAUCCAAUCUAAACCUAUUCACAGUGCAACUGCUUAAUCCUGAGUGUCCCGCUAGAGCUGCUGAUGUACAGUUCAACCCAAAUCCCGAAGUUUGGCUCGACACCCUACUCGCACCUGCAGGAUUUGGAAUCUAUAGGAGGGCGGGGCGUUCUCUCGCGAGAUUUGGAGCCGCGGAGGGGCGUGCUCUCGCGAGAGCUGUGCACGGCCGGUACCGCCCCCGCCCCACGGUGCCCCCUGGCGGGGACGGGAUACGCCGUCCUCCCCUCACGCCGCCAUUUGACAUCGUUCGGAGCCGGUCCGGGCGCACUCCCGGCGCGGCCGGAGUCCCGGGCAUGAAACUGCGCACAUCUCUCGAAGAGCACCAGUCAGCUCUGGAACUCAUCAUGAGCAAGUACAGAGAACAGAUGUUUAGGUUGCUUAUGGCGAGCAAAAAGGAUGAUCCAAGUAUAAUAAUGAAGUUAAAAGAGCAACAUUCCAAGGAGUUGCAAGUGCACGUGGACCAAAUUACAGAGAUGGCAGCAGUGAUGAGAAAAGCCAUUGAGGUGGAUGAAAGGCACAGCUGCAAGGAGCAGGAGCGCAUCACCCAGCUCGAGCAAGAAAACAAAGGCUUGAGAGAAAUUCUUCAAAUCACUAGAGAAUCAUUUCUGAACCUCAAGAAAGAUGAUGCAUCAGAGAGCACGUCCCUGUCAGGAUUAGUAACAAGCAGUGAUCUGAGCCUGAGGAAAAGCUAAGGACUUUGGGAAUCACCAAGCUUCAGUUGCACACUUAAACCAAUGGAGCAUCAGGGGGCACUGGUCAAGCACUUAUUACUGAAUAGGGCACCAGCAAGAGAAUACAUGCAACGCCAGCUCAGUGGCUUUUAUACUGUGUAACAUAAAUUCAGCUGGUGUUCUGCAAUACCCUCAGUGACAGAUUGAUUGCCAUAGGUCUAACCUCGGUAGGAAAUGGAUUCAUGCACUUGCUGAAUUGCAAAUUCUUUUUAUAUGAACUUGUUUUACAGAUAAAAUGUGAGAUUUCAAGUAAUUUGUAUAAAUUUAUAUAAAUUAUAUAUAAUUUAUAUAAAUUAUACAAAGUUCAGUGCAACUGUUAGAUAAUGAAGGUAAGAUUUCAAGUCUGAUCUCUGCCUUAGAAAGUAGUAACUUAUAGGUUCUGUGCAUAAUCCACAUAGCAUUUUUUCCUUUUGUUUUGGUUUUAAUAACUUCUCUUUUUGCAACAAACCUGUGAUUGGAGGGGCACACAGGCAGCCUAAAAUUUAAGGAUUUCUGUCAUUUAACCUUGGGGUCUCUCUUUAAAAUACAAGGCCAGUUUUUAAACGUAAGGAACACUGUCAAUCAAUAGUUUGGAGUUUUUAAAUGAAACAAGAUUCUUUCAAAUAUGUGCACUGAAUUGUAUUGUGAGAACAUGGGAAGAGCUGUUCCCGCCCUUGUUGUUCUCAGGAGCACAGUUAGCAAUACAAUUCCGCCUCAGCUUUUACCUUUAAGAGGGGAAAUCCAGCCCAGUUCUCUGUCAGUAAGAAGCCACACGAAUCCCAUGUCUUUCUUCUCCAGUUGCCUGCCCAAACUUCCUGAGUGAGGAAUGGCAACUGGAAAGCGCAAAAGCAGUGGCAGCAGAAAGGGAUUUGAUUUCUAGCCAUAGCAACACAGAAGGAACUAAGCAUCCAACACUUCCAAGCAUGCCAACUUCAAUACAGCUUCCUGUGCCCCAGCACAGCUUCCCUGAGCUCAAGUUAAAUGUUCCAUAGGCCUAAGGGGGAGCUUUCAGUAGCACUGAAUUGACUUAGGAGCAGCUCAGUACCUUUGUUCUCUCUGUUGCUGCUCCUUCCCAUAGUGCUUUUAAGAGGAAAUAAGUGAGAAAGGAGUAUUAGCAGGCAAUAAAUGCUGGUUUUCAGUGAACUAAUACACAUGCUGAUAGGACAGGUAAAUCAGGUCUCCACAUUCUUACAGUCUGCUUUAGAAAUGGAGAAGCUCCUGCUUCUCUGCAGAGCACCUUGGCUUCUUGCUAGGCUUAGUAACACACUGAGGACAUUGACAUGCAUGGAAAAAAGUUAUGGCCAUUUCCAGACUUGUGAAACAGCCAUGGGGAAAUUCUUGGGGAACAUGUUAGCUCAAGCACAAAAUAUUCUUGUCUGCUUUUAUAUUAUCUGUAAAGCUUUGCUGGUGCUUCUCUAAUCUAGGUUUUGCAUUUCUGCCAUGGCUUGCAAGCUGCUGACUUACCAGAAGCAACAUCUUUUUUUCACUGAAGUGUUCUGUUGUUGCAAACUUACAAGGAAUUUUGGGUUCAGUUGUUGACGUUCUUGUUUCUAGAAGCAACUUUUCAGCCACGCACUGGUGUCAGGAGGCAUUUCUAUCAAUUUCAUACUGAAUUCAGCUUCGUGGCUGACUUCUGGUUUGGCUCCCGAAUACAGAAAAGGGUUGUUGGUCUGUGGCAGUACUUAGAGGUUGCUCUAUUAUGAAAUAGUGCUUGAUUAGUGUUUAUUUUUGUAAAUCAAAAAAAAAAAAAGUGACUUAAUUUAUCUACUCAUAGUCUUCACGUUUGAUACGUCUCCCCUUUCAUUUCCCUACCCUGAUCACUUUAGGAUUUUAAGAGCUUUACAGUGUGUGGAAUGACUAUUUUUCAUUGCAUACCUGUUAUUUUUGUAAUGCAGAUGGCUUGAAAAGGAUUUAUGGCUAGAAUUGUGUACUGUACAGUAAACUUAUUUUAUCAAUAAAGUUGACUGAAAACA